AAAACCAAUAUUCAAAAUCUUUUCAUUUCUAUUUCUCUUGAGACCCCAUGGCUUCCUUCUUGAAUGUUCUAAAAGAGGUUAUGUGUAUCUUACAUGAAUCUGGCAAACUCUUUCUCAAGAACAAGAAGCUGAUGUUCUCUGUCUUGGUAAUCCCUCUGUUUCUAAAUGGUUUAGUUUACUUGUUCAACGUCUUUGCCAUCAAACCCGAGAUAACAAACUUGAUUCAAGAAUCAAGUCUGAUACCUAUGAUGGAUCCAAGCACCCCAGAAUACUUAGCCCAUCUUAUGAAAGUCUUUCAAGAUUUUCAACAAUUUGUGGUGUCUUCAUACAUAUUUUCCGCAGUCUCCUCCAUCAUCAACCUUUUAUCUGUUCUAGUCAUCGUCCAUGCUUCAGCUCUUACUCAUAAAGAAGAGAAUGUGAAGAUCAAAGACUUCCCUGCUCUGACCCUUAAAUCUUGGAAGGGACCUCUUGUGACCAGUUUCUACAUCGUUCUCUUCAGUCUUGGCUAUUGGUUUCUCUUCGUCAUAGUUCUUUUUCCUCUUCUUUUGUUAUCUACAAAAUUCGAUUACUUGGCAGCCAAGUCUGGGGCUUUGUUUGUUCUGUUCUCAGUGUUUGAGUCCUAUUUAGCUAUCGUUUGGUAUCUAUCUUUGGUCAUAUCGAUACUUGAGGAAACUUAUGGGAUCCAAGCUUUGGGGAAAGCUGCAAAGAUCGUUAAAGGGAUGAAACCGAAACUAUUUCUCUUGAAUCUUUUCUUCGGUUUAGUGUCCUUCGGUUUAGUUCAGAUAGUGAGGCGGGUGGAUUUGAACCGUUCAUUUGCAGUUAUCUUAACCACCGGUUUGGUUGUUGUGAGUUCUAUCGCUGCAGUGAGGAUGUUUCAGAUUGUGAGUUACACCAUUACCUAUUUCCAAUGUAAGGGACUCCAAGGCAAAGACGUUGAGUCGCUGAGGGAUGUUGAAUAUACGAAACUAUCCUCUACUACGCUCAUAGGAGCAUUGCCUUGAAGUAUUUGAAGAGAU
This is a messenger RNA of Brassica oleracea var. oleracea, 1016 nucleotides long. RefSeq lists its product as uncharacterized. The record is from RefSeq and is a predicted model, not a curated record. The transcript has a single exon. NCBI's taxonomy places the organism in Eukaryota, Viridiplantae, Streptophyta, Magnoliopsida, Brassicales, Brassicaceae. The coding region runs from base 48 to 1001 and encodes 317 amino acids.